GGUGAAUUUGAGGCUGGAAAAUACAGAUGUCUGAUCUGUAACAAGGAGUUUAACUCUGAAAGUGGAGUAAAGUAUCACAUCAACUCGGUCCAUUCACAGGACUGGUUUGUCACGAAUAAAAAAGCCUCCAAGAAGUUUGAAAAGUUCCUGAAAAACCAGCGUCGGGAGGCUCUGCCUCAUGCAGACAAGCAGAUUGUUGAUCAGUACCAUCAUCAUCAGCAUCAGCAGCAGCAGCAGCAGCAGCAGCAGCAGCACCCUCUGCAGCCGUUACAUCACCUCCAGCACCAAACCCAGUUCCUCCAGCCUCAGCCUGAGCCACAGCUCCAGCAGCCCGUGCUCCACUACACGCCUCUGGARCCUCCAAUCUGGAUGGACCUGGACCGGAAGGAAGCGGUGCCCGGACCCGAGCAAACCCAAAUCCACCUGCAGAUGGUGGACAUGGACAGGCCCGACGGAGCGACGGCGGUUAAAGGGAGGUACAAGGAGGAGAGGGGAGGGGAGCAGAGGGACUGCUUCGCGUUCUGCAGCAGCUCGUCCAGCGAACCGGAGCUGGAGCAGCAGGACGGGAGGGGGGGACGCUCGGACCAGUGGAGCCUGAAACGGCCCKGCGUGGUGGAGCCGCACGCCGAGGCGGGAAAACCACACCGAAACGCUUGAAAAGACUCAUCAACUCUUCAGAUGUCUGCUUUUAUACAGACGUCUACUCAUCAAGUGACGUAAAAAUAUCUGGUAACACCGAGGUGAGGGGGCUGCUGGGUCAAACACCAACGAUGUAACGUUUUCACAAGUUGAAUAAACUUUUGGUUUAUGAUAUGAUUGAAGAUAAAUCUAUUGAUAUGUUCA
This is a messenger RNA of Austrofundulus limnaeus, 843 nucleotides long. Its product is annotated as zinc finger protein 512. Lineage: Eukaryota; Metazoa; Chordata; Actinopteri; Cyprinodontiformes; Rivulidae. The record is from RefSeq and is a predicted model, not a curated record. Gene Ontology annotation, molecular function: zinc ion binding.